AUGCAUUACCUUAAUCUUUUUCUCCCCCUCAGCCUCGCUGUCCUACCGCAGCAGGCCCAGGCCCAACAGACUCCAUGUCCUCUCUUGGGUGCCAUCUUUCCACCCGUCCAACACCCACUAAAAUCCACCAACUUCUCAAACACCAUCGCCAAUCUUACCACCACUUUCAAUGAUCUCGACAAAGAUGGCACCCUCGAUGGACUCAACACCACUUUCUAUGUCCAGGCCUUUUCCGCUUCAGACACUCUCUUCCACUAUAAAUACGUCCCUCAGGGUAUGAAAGGUUUCUUGACCUCUGGCACCCUCAACGAGAACACUGUUUUCCGCAUAGGCAGUAUUUCAAAGCUUCUUACCGUAUACACUCUACUUGUUGAGGUUGGCAUGAAGCGUAUGAAUGAUCCUGUCACCAAGUGGGUGCCUGAACUUGCCCGUGCUGCCAAGAAAAACAAGGGUGAUCCUACCCGUAAUGUCCAGUGGGACGAGGUCACCAUCGGACAACUUGCCGGGCAAAUGGCAGGAAUUAAUCGGGACUUCGGGCUCUUCGAUUUGGAGUCCAACUUCGAAUCCACUCACGAGGACCCUGAGAAAUAUGGUCUCCCCCUUCUUGUCAAAAACGAUUCACCAAAGUGCAGCAUUGCAGAACCUGCUCUAGGACCUUGCUCUCGCAAGCAGUUCUUUCAAGGCGUAACGGCCGAGACCUUUUUACCCAUCACAUCCACUGGAAACACUCCCGUGUACUCUAACAUUGCAUACCAGAUUCUUGCCUACGCACUUGAGAGUAUGACUGGAAAGUCUUUUGAAAAGUCUAUCAAAUCCUCGCUACUCAGCCCUCUCUCUAUGAAGCGCACAACCUUGGAGGCCCCAAAUGACAAGAAUAACGCCAUGAUCCCCGAGAAUGAGCUAGUCUCAUCGUGGAAUAUGACCUUGGGAGACGCCAGUCCCUACGGUGGCAUGUUUUCCACAAUUGCCGAUAUGACACGCCUCGGUCAAUCUAUCCUCAAGUCUUCAAUCCUUGAACCCGCCACCACCCGCUCCUGGCUUAAGCCUAUAUCCCAUACCUCGAAUGUCUACUUCUCCGUCGGCAUGCCUUGGGAGAUUCGCCGCAUGAAUCUCCCACUCGGCCGUGGUAAACGGGUCGUGGAUCUAUACACCAAGAACGGCGCCUUGGGACUUUACACUGCCAUCUUUGUCCUUUCUCCAGACCACGAAAUCGGUUACGUAGCACUUAUUGCUGGGCCUGGGCGUGAUAGUCUACUGGCCUAUCUUCCUGAAGUCCUCGCCGAGACACUGCUGCCAGCAGCUGAGGAUGCCGCCCGUGAAACGGCUGCUGCGCGAUUUGCAGGCUCGUUCAAGGGUCCGGAGAGUCAGAUUACGGUCGAGAUGGACGAUACUCUCGUGGUACGCAACUGGACUCGAGCGGGGGUCGAUGUAAUUGCAACUCAAACCGCGUUGCUGUAUCCAGGACUCGAUGUAUCAGUUGUGCUUCGGCUGUACCCGAUGGGACUGGAAGGGAACGGAAGAAUGUCCUUCAGAGUCAUCUUUGAGGUGAACGCAAUGGGUGGUUCCGAAGCAGAGUCAGAUGCAAAUACGACAGAUACAGGCGCUACUCCUUUCACUGGUGGCUGUUUGUCAUGGGGAGGCCUGGGCACGCUGAACUAUGGAAACAUUGGGCUUGAUGAUUUCGAGUUUGAGGUUGACCAAAGUGGUAAGGCAACUGGACUGAGUGCGAGAGCUAUGAGAGAAACUCUCAAGAAGGUUGAUUGA
This is a messenger RNA of Fusarium sp. VM40, 1764 nucleotides long. NCBI's taxonomy places the organism in Eukaryota, Fungi, Ascomycota, Sordariomycetes, Hypocreales, Nectriaceae. The record is from the annotation of a GenBank genome assembly.